AUGACCAACGCCAUGGCCCCCUCGCAUACUGCUCUCAAAUCCAUCCUCAAAUCGCUAGGCAGCUCGCGAUGGUCACUCACUCGCUCACUGCGCAGUACAAAUGUGAACGAAAUCAAUGGCCAACUUAGCGGGACAGCGACCUUUGCCCAGCUUCCCACCGCGGAUCAGGAUUGGCUCUACACCGAAAGUGGCCAGUUCCCCGCCUCCGCACUCCCCCCUGCACUGGCUGGCAUGGCAAAUGCCACCUGGUCGAAAAAGUAUAUUUGGCGACUGAGCGACGCGACGUCACAGCUCAGCGUUUGGUUCGUGAAAGUCGGCUCCGGUCCCGAUGAGGCCGAUUAUCUUUUCCAUAACUUCGAUUUCACCGACGAUGGAAGAAUUUCUUUAGAAGGCGGCGAGGAACAUUUCCCUCCGGUUCCUGCUCUCCCACUUAAUACUCGGGAUGACCAGACUUAUGUUCUUCAAGCAAGAGGGGACCAUCUAUGCAUCAAUGAUAUGUAUCGCACAUCAUAUGCAUUCCGGUUUCUCCGUGACACUGAGGAGUUGGUGAGCUGGUCCAGUUUACAUGUUGUACGAGGUCCGGCGAAGACCCAGGAAAUUCGCAAUCAAUAUGCGCUGCAAUGA
Molecule: messenger RNA, 624 nt
Organism: Penicillium pulvis
Lineage: Eukaryota; Fungi; Ascomycota; Eurotiomycetes; Eurotiales; Aspergillaceae
Exons: 1
Coding region: 1-624 (207 amino acids)
Source: RefSeq, a predicted model, not a curated record